AUGUUAAAUGACGUAUAUAUAGAGGGCAAUGUAGGGUGGUUUCAGCACAUACAUAAAUCCGGAACAAAGAUGUUGUCUGCAAUUUUGGUGGUGCUGGCUUGUUCACACUUGGUAGAAUCCGAAGAGGUCAGUUGGAGAGUGUUACGGCCCUUGAGUGGUAGUGAUUUUAACAUAAAAUCAGCAAAGAAAACCCUAACCGGAGACUGCUUUAGAUUCACUGCAAAAAUUCAAGCUCCCCUAGAUACCAAAAAAUACAACAAAUAUUCCAAAUGGACUGUGGAGUCAGAGGAGCGUUCUCAAAACCCAGUAUACCAGCUGGUAAUCGACAAACCGGAUAUAUAUUGUAAAACUGUCGGAGAAAAAUUAGUAUCUGGCUCAGAGUCCAUCAGCAUUAUGUGGUUAUUCCCAACUGAAAAAACCGAGCAAGAUUCAUUUCCAUUCAAUAAUUGCAAAGUACGGAUUCUUGCAAACGAAACCGACAAUCAACUUUCCUUCAAAGCUACGAUGAAAGAUUGCUAUCAUAAUGGUAACUUUGCAUUCUGGCCCAAUCUUGCAAGGGGAUCAAAUUUGAUAAGUUUUACAGAAGAGAAAAAUUACUACAAACAAAAAGAUAGACAAAUUGAAACAGAUGGAGCAAUAUCAAUAUCUUGUAAUUUUGAUAAAGGUGCGAUGAAAAGCAAUAACGUCGACUUUAAAAACCUGUCUUUCCGAGUUUAUCUUAUUCAAAAAGAUUGGGAAGUUCUGGAUGUUACAUGGGUGUUCAACCUUUUGGCUUUGUUAAAACCGACUUCAGUUGAAGCAGAACAAUAAUGCAAAACCGUUGGACAAAACCUGAGCACAAGUUAUAUUUCGUCUUAUUUUCAUUAUUUUUAAAAAUAAAUAAGUCUGCAUCGUG
Magallana angulata is the source of this 895-nucleotide messenger RNA. RefSeq lists its product as uncharacterized. NCBI's taxonomy places the organism in Eukaryota, Metazoa, Mollusca, Bivalvia, Ostreida, Ostreidae. The transcript is spliced from 3 exons. The coding region runs from base 1 to 810 and encodes 269 amino acids. The record is from RefSeq and is a predicted model, not a curated record.